This is a messenger RNA of Oxyura jamaicensis (ruddy duck), 4075 nucleotides long. RefSeq names its product rhophilin Rho GTPase binding protein 1 (gene RHPN1). Gene Ontology annotation, biological process: negative regulation of stress fiber assembly; signal transduction. The transcript has 16 exons. The record is from RefSeq and is a predicted model, not a curated record. Gene Ontology annotation, molecular function: protein binding. The coding region runs from base 1 to 2022 and encodes 673 amino acids. Lineage: Eukaryota; Metazoa; Chordata; Aves; Anseriformes; Anatidae.
AUGGCUGACGACGAGCGGAGCCCGGCCGGGGCUGGGGAGGGGUCUGGGGGCUUCGUCCUCUUACGAGCCCCCAGCUGCGGCAGCGCCAGGAAGGGCUGCGACCCCUUCGCCCAGACCCAGCGCAGCAAACUACAGCACCGCCGGGCUCGGAUCAACCAGCAGAUCAACAAGGAGAUGCGGAUGCGCGCCGGGGCGGAAAACCUCUUCAGGGCCACCAGUAACCACAAGGUCAAGGAGACAGUUGCCUUGGAGCUGAGCUACGUCAACUCCAACCUGCAGCUGCUGAAGGAGGAGCUGGAGGAGCUCAACAGCUGCAUGGAUGUCUACCAGAACGACAGCGAGUCCAUCAGCGUCCCUAUGAUUCCCUUGGGUCUGAAGGAGACGAAGGAGCUGGAUUUGCUGCUACCGCUGAAGGAUUUCAUCAGCGAGCACUACGGAGAGGAGGGGACCUUGUUUGAAAAGGAAAUCAGGGAGUUCAUGGAGCUGCGGCAGGCGAUGCGCACCCCCAGCCGAAACGAGGCCGGGCUCGAGCUCCUCAUGGAGUAUUACAACCAGCUCUACUUCCUCGACAGCCGCUUCUUCCCCCCCAGCAAAAGCCUGGGGGUCUUCUUCCACUGGUACGACUCCCUGACGGGGGUCCCGUCCCACCAGCGGGCGCUGGCCUUCGAGAAGGGCAGCGUCCUCUUCAACAUCGGAGCCCUGCACACCCAGAUCGGGGCACGGCAGGACCGUGCCACCCUGCCAGGGCUCAACCAGGCUAUCGAUGCCUUCCAGAAGGCGGCCGGUGCCUUUAACUACUUGAAGGAAAACUUCUCCAACGCUCCCAGCCUGGACAUGAGCGCGGCUUCCCUCACCAUGCUGGUGCAGCUGAUGAUCGCCCAGGUCCAGGAAUGUGUCUUCGAGAAGGUGACCUUGCUGCGCGCCCAGAAGGACUUUCUCACGUGGCUGCAGCUCGCCCAAGAGGCAGCCAGGGUGGAAGACGCCUACUCGCUGGUGCACCAGACCAUGACCCAAGCCCACGUGAAGGAUUACGUGCCCUUCUCUUGGACCACCAUGGUCCAGGUCAAGUCAGAGCAUUUCAAGGCCCUCUCCCACUACUUCUCUGCCACCGCCCUCUGCGACUGCCCCGCGGCAUCCGACGCUGAGCUGCCGGAGCACGAGAAGGCUUUUAUCCAGUUCCACGUCACCAUGCCGGAGGGGCCGUCGCUCCGUGUCCUGCUGCAGGAUCCUGAAGAAAGAAGGAAGCUGGGCAAAGCUCACCUGAAGAAAGCCAUCAUGAAGCACGAGGAGGCCAUGAGGAUCCACGGCUUGUGCAAGAUCCUGCGGAAGAUGGACAUCCUCCAGGAGGUCCUCUCCUUCGCCCACAAGCGCUCGCUGAGCAAAUACUCUGAAAUUGACCACGAGGAGGACUUUUUUGAAACUGGGGAUGCUCCAGAUAUUCUCCCCAAAACGCAUCAGAAGCCAGAGAUCAAACCGCCCAACUUCUCCCAGGUGAAGGUGACCGACCUCUUCCACAGGCUGGGGCCCCUCUCAGUUUUCUCGGCCAAAAACAAGUGGUACCCGGUGCGGAGAGUCCACCUGAGGAGAGGAGCCAACGGCUUUGGGUUCACGCUGCGGGGAGACUCCCCCGUCCUCAUCGCCGGCGUCAUCCCGGGGGGCUGUGCUGCUGAAGCCGGGCUGAAGGAGGGCGACUACAUCAUCUCGGUGAACGGCAAGGACUGCAAGUGGUCCAAGCACGCUGAAGUGGUGCAGCUGCUGAAGAGCACCGGCGAGGAGGGUGUGGAGAUCGGCGUGAUAACCCUGCAGGGCGCGGAGGGGCCGAGAGCUGCGGAGAAGAAGGCUGCGGCGAUGUCCUCGGGCAGCGGGCUGCUGAAGAGCAACAAGGAGAACAGCCGGAAGAGCCUGAUGAACAGCAAGAGCGCCAGCACGCUGCUGAUCUGGAACAAGAAGAGCAAGCGGAGCAAGAACAGCACUUACAGCGUCCCCUUCACCGCUGUGGGAGACAACGAGGCCAUGUACUGAGGCACCUACCGGGCUAGGUUGUGUCCCACGAGCUCUGGGGCUGGCUGUCCGUCAACCCUCACAAGGCUCUCCGGGCUGCGCUGGCGUCGUGGCUGCAUGGAGCACCCCUGGAGGAUGCCGGGACCCCCCCCGGGGACGCGCCGCUGGUCGGACCCUCUCCGAGGAGACGAGCCAUGCACAGCCCCUGGCGCUGCUGAUCGCCAGACUCCUCCGUCUCCUGCGUUAAAACAGUCCUCGGCCAAACAACGGGGGGGAAAACACUGGUUUAUGAUUAUUAUUUCUUCUUUUAAGGGGUCGGGGAGCUGUGCUUCGGUAUAAAGCAGGGCCUGGUUUGCGUCUUCUGCUCAGUGCGAGGAGCAGCCAAACCAAGCCCAGCCAUUAAAGCAAAAGCUGUAACCUUUUCUAGCGUCUCGUAGGCUUUCUCUGCAAGGUAGAAGGCAGAGCCAAGUCGUUCAGGAGCUCCUGCCCGGCGGCACCGUUGGAGGAAGGUGGAGAGGGUUUCAGUUUUGCAAGCCCCAGGUUAACAAAGCCCGGCGGGGCAGGCUGCACAUGGAGAUCACAUUCGAAUUCCCAGUUUUGGGGAGAGUUUAGCUCGGGCACCGAUGACAGUGUCACAGGGUCUGGGACAGAUUUCCCCGGGUGGUUUGGCAGCACCAAGCUGUGCAUCCUUGCCGUGACACCGAGGGGUGUCCUAGCGAGCUGUUAAAGCCAGGAUGGGGUCGAUGUGUCCCCAUCACCAGGUGGCAGCGUGUCAGAUCCUCCAUCGUCAUCAGCAAGGAGGCAGCUCGUGGGCUGCAUGUUCCCGUGCGUUUUGCAAAUAGCAUAUGUUUGGUCACAUCGAAGCGAGCUCACAUAGAAGAAACACGAGCACAGGCUUGUGCUGUGCUGAAUUAGGGCUCCUGGGCAGGUUUUUUUUUUUUUUAAUGAGCACCCAGCUUUGCCCAGCAAACGCAGCCUGGCUGCACAGCCUGCUUCUUUGGAAGAAAAGGGAAAGACUUAAUGUGCAUUUGUUGUCUCGCUUUUUUUAAUCAGUAGAGGUGGAUUGCCCUAAAUAUGUGAGUAGAUUAAUAGCUAAGAGCCUUGUUUCUUACUUGGUAUGAGAUUAAAAUUCCAGGAAGAUAGCUCCUCCAGAUUAUUAAACUACUAAAUUUGUGCUAGUAUUGGAUCUUGCACACGUUGCUAAUACCCUAACACUGUGCUGUCAGCAUUCGUACCAGAGCUGGCCUGAUGGAUACAUGCAUCUUGGUAAUUGUACUGGAAAUGCAGGGAGACUCCGAAUACGCACGAGAUAGAUUGGCAAAAUUUUCUCAAUCCCAUUUCUGCCUUGUGCAUUAUUUUUCUGAAAGCUAAAGAGCUGUCUGGUCUUGAGUGCUUGGAUGAUCUUGGUUAGGUAUAAAAUACCCUUCAGAGAUGCAAUUGUAUUUUUGUACUUUUUAAGUCGUGACAAAUUCGGAGCGAGAGCUUAACGAAAUGAGCCGAGCACGUGGGUGCCUUCGGGCUGGCAGCAGGACACUGCUCGGGGUCGUACCUCCACUUCUUGGUGGCCCGGUGCCCACGUGCCAAGCUUUCGGCCCAGGUUUUAUUUCGGGAGAACUGGAGGAGGGCUUCUAGCUCUGCCUUCCUUGCCGAGAAGCCUCUCCGCUUGCGCGAUGCGAGACCUAGACGCCGUCAGACGGGAUUACGGCGCUGGCUGCCACCGCGAGGCCAUCUGCUGCAGUCAGAUUUUCUGCCUAAUCUUGCCAGCUGCUCGGCGCGGGGCGGUGAGACUCAGGCAAGGGCCUUGCCAUGAACACAUCCCGGCAGCAAACUCCACUGAUCCCAAAUGUCUUGGAGCUAGAGGUGUAUUUAUUUAAAAAAAAAAAAAAAAAAGCGUGCACACGCAGCGGCUGCGGGCAUCGUGGGUCCUCCUGCAUCACCCGACCCUUCCGUUGGCGUUGCCGGAGGGGUUGCGUUUUGUGCGAGCUGGAUAUUUUUCCUAACACCAGUGUUUUGGUUUUUAAUUUGUACGUGGACUCUCACCUUUUAUGGAUUAAAACGCACUGCUUUGAAAACA